UUACAUAAUUCCGCAAUGUACAAGCACACGGUCAAGUCCAAGUUAAGCCAGGUGCGCAGUAACCCGCCGCCCCUUGCCGCCGCCACGCCCACUACCCCCAAGCACGGAUUGGGGGCGGGCAAGAAGUUCUUCUCCCACAUACGCCACAAAAUCGAGGAUAAUUUAACGCCCAAGCUGAGUGGAAAACUUUAUUGCAAGGGCAGCAAGCACACCAGAUCCAUGAGUGCAAUCAGCACGGUGGAUGGCGGAUGUGUGGGUGGGAAGUACACGCCCAAGGUGGUGCCCACGAGUCCCGUCCCGCUGCAAAUGUCCAGCCAGAUGAGCAGCAGUGUGUGCACCUAUGUGGACAGCGAUGAGGAAAGUCACUUGAGCCUGAGUCUCAAUUUGGCGCAGCAGUCGCUGGAGGAUGAGAUCUUCGCGGAGCUGGAGAAGGUGGCUCACGAUGAGAGCAAACUGAACGAGGUGCUUCAAAGCUUUGAUCACAUACUGAACGAGUAUCCACCGUUGGAGGGAAUUAUGCUAGCUUCCCAAGAGGAGCUGCCCGCUCCCCCAGCGGAGUUCAGUGAUCGCCAGCCAAUGUUGUCCAAGUCACACAGUACACUGAGCAUGGGCAGGACUAGGAUGCAGGUCUACCAGUCCCCGGAACUGGCAGGAUCAGUGUUGCUACUACGCGGAGCAGGAGGCGAUUCCAGAUACAACUCCCUGAGUGAUCUUAGUGGCAGCAGGAUACCGGUGCGCAAACAAUCGAGUCUGCGCAAACGCAGCGAAAGUUUUUGCCUGGAGCAACCAAUUUACUCCAGGACAUCCAGUAAGCAACGCACUCGGUCCAUGCUGACCCUCAAUACUACUGCACCUGCAGGAGCAGCCAUUCCAACUGCUGUAGCCAUGCCCAAGCGAGCCAACUCCAGCCUGGAGAAGAGGCACAUAACCGCCAGGCCGACGGCCAGGAGAGCCAACUCCACCCUGAAACCGGAAGGGGUAAAGGCAAAGUCUCCCAAUGCAAAUAGCGAUGAACUGCUGGUGAAGUGUUUGGCCAAGGGUCAGGAUAUCUUGCGUCAGGUGGAGAGCAUGAGUGCCAAGCCCAAAAGGAGCACUAGUCGGGGAGUAACUAAGGAGCACUCGCAGUUGGUGAAGAACAAGAAGAAGCUACAGAAGCUGCACUACGCCAACGAGGAGAAGAUGGGCAGACCCAAACUGGAGUCCUGCAAGAUUAUACCCCCGAAGUUGGGAGAAACCUCAGACAAAAACCAGGAACUACUCGUUAAAGUAGUCCAGGAUGUAAAGAUCGCACCACCACAGAAUCUGAAGAAACCCACUAAGGAAAUCCGCGCAGAGCAAGAAGAGGAUUCGGAUGACUCGGGACACAUAAGCAACACCCAGCUCUCUACAUCUACGAGUAACUCCACCGGUAGUCUUUGUGAAUCCGAAGGCGAUGAAGCGGACGAACAACCGCCGGAUGCAAAAUGCUGUACCAAAUCCAACAAGAUCGCGGAGCUAUUACAGAAAUUCGAGGCAGCUGCGGCGGCUGGCAAAAAAUGUGCCACCGCCGCGACAAACUGCCCCACUGUGGUGGCCAGCAAGGUGGUGGCCCAGGUGCAAGCUGUGCGCUGCAUCCAGACACAGGUGGAGAUCUAUCCCACCUACACAAAAGAGGUAACUAUGCGGCUGCACUGA
This is a messenger RNA of Drosophila teissieri, 1674 nucleotides long. RefSeq lists its product as uncharacterized. The record is from RefSeq and is a predicted model, not a curated record. The transcript has a single exon. Bases 16 to 1674 code for a protein of 552 amino acids. NCBI's taxonomy places the organism in Eukaryota, Metazoa, Arthropoda, Insecta, Diptera, Drosophilidae.